AAUUUUAUCUGACUGCGGGCAGGAGUUAAAACAUCUCCAGAAGAUGGCAGUAGAGUCACUCUACUGUGAAUACAAACCGCCGUUAAAACCAAAGAAGAGACACAAACAUCAACCGCUGUCAUUACAGUCAGUUUUAUUCUGUGUUUGUUCUUGUUUUUUCUCUUAAGUGUGUCUUGUCUCUGUGUAUUUUAGUGUUGAUGAUGAGAUGGAUGUGAUGUGCUGUAAAUCAGGAACUGAUCAGGACUUACAGGAUGAUGAAUCUACUGAUCAAACCUCCACAGAGUCUCUGGAUUCUGUCUGUAACGCUGGAGAACAGCAGCAGAUCCUGCAGACCAAACUCAACAUGUGUUCAGUCAAACAGGAGGACAGUGGGAACCAAAUGGAGAUAAAAACUGAACCUGUGGAAGAGGAAGAUCACACUGAGGAAGAAAACAGUCAUUAUGGUGAUUUUGUUCCUUCAGAUGUGAAGAGUGAAUCAUGUUCGGAUGAAGAAAUAACAUCAUCAACAUCAAAAGAAGGUAUAACAGCAGAAAUUCAAGAGAAGAAACUUAAUUCAGAAGAGCACAGAGUGAAGAAGAAGAAGCAGCAGUUUCAUUGUGAGCAGUGUGGAAAGGGUUUUGUUUUUUUAUCUCCUCUAAAAGUUCACAUGAAGACACACGGUGGUGAAAAGCCUUUCUACUGCACUGAAUGUGGCAAAUAUUUCGGCACCAAAGGAAAUCUUCGGCUUCAUCAGAGAGUUCACACAGGAGAAAAACCAUACGAGUGUCCUCACUGUGAUAAGAGAUUUAGAGAUGCAUACAAUCUUAAGGAACAUAUGCGAUUACACACCAAUGAGAGACCAUAUCACUGCAGUGAAUGUGGAAAAACAUUUAGGUUUUCAAGCUCUUUAAAGUCACAUCUAAAAACACACAGUGAGGAGAAACUCUAUCAAUGUUCACACUGUGAUAAACGUUUCCACCAGAAAGGUAAUAUGAUAGUCCACGAGAGAAGUCACACGGGGGAAAAACCUUACAUCUGCUCUCAUUGUGGAAAGAGCUUCUCUGAUCAAUCUCAAGUCAGAGUUCAUCAGAGACUUCACACUGGAGAGAAACCUUAUGACUGUAAUAUUUGUGGAAAGAGUUUUAAUCGUCACAGCAUUUUAGUGUCACACCUGAGAACUCACACAGGUGAAAAACCUUACAAAUGCUCUCAGUGUGAGAAGACGUUUACUCAGUCAAGUAACUUAAAAGCCCAUGAGAGACUUCAUACUGAAGACAAACCUUACGUCUGCACUCAGUGUGGUAAGAGCUUUUCUAGUCCAUCUCAAUUAAGUGUUCAUCAAAGACUUCACACCGGAGAGAAACCUCAUCACUGUACUCUUUGUGGGAGGAGUUUCAGUCGACACUCAAACUUAAUCAAGCAUCAAGAAACUCAUACAGGUGAAAAACCUUUCAAAUGCUUUCAGUGUGAGGAAACAUUCACUGAGUCAGGUCACUUAAAAGCCCAUCUGAGAGUUCAUACUUGAAAGAAACCUUAACACUGCUCGAUCUGUGGAGAAAGAUUCACUAAAGUAGGAUAUUUUAAGACUCAUCAGAAAAACACACAGAAGAACAAACUACACUUGAAUCAUCAUUGCUUUCUGUUUAUUCAAAAUGAGUUCAGUGAACUUUCAUUUCUUUGUUUGAGAAUAAAUGAAAUGUUCUUA
Molecule: messenger RNA, 1684 nt
Organism: Misgurnus anguillicaudatus (oriental weatherfish)
Lineage: Eukaryota; Metazoa; Chordata; Actinopteri; Cypriniformes; Cobitidae
Source: RefSeq, a predicted model, not a curated record